Molecule: messenger RNA, 1947 nt
Organism: Cordyceps militaris CM01
Lineage: Eukaryota; Fungi; Ascomycota; Sordariomycetes; Hypocreales; Cordycipitaceae
Product: ribosome biogenesis protein Kri1
Exons: 2
Coding region: 1-1947 (648 amino acids)
Biological process (GO): endonucleolytic cleavage in ITS1 to separate SSU-rRNA from 5.8S rRNA and LSU-rRNA from tricistronic rRNA transcript (SSU-rRNA, 5.8S rRNA, LSU-rRNA)
Cellular component (GO): 90S preribosome; nucleolus
Source: RefSeq, a predicted model, not a curated record
AUGUCGUCUUCGAAGGGCUCCAAAGCGGCCAAGCGCAACUUGCUCGACGACACCGAUUCCGAGUCCGAGAAUGGCGGGGCCACUGUCGAGUCCGGCUUUCAAGUAAACGAAGACUUCGCUCGUCGAUUUGAACACAACAAGCAGAGAGAAGAGAGACAAAAACGCACGUCUUUCAUCGAAGAGAAACUCAAUAACGAGGACGACGAAGACUCCUCCGACAGUGAGAGUGAAGACGAGAAUGGCUUCCUUGCCACCGAAGAUCUUGACGCCCAGAUUUCCGCUACUCUUCAAGCAAUCAAAAACAAGGACCCGCGAGUCUACGAUAAGGACCAGACAUUUUACAAGCCUGACGAGGAGACCGCCGACGCCAAUAAGGACAAACAGGACAAGCAGGACAAGCCUGUCUAUCUCCGCGACUACCACCGAGAAAAGAUCCUACGGGGAGAUACGGGGGCUGACAACGAAGAUGAGCAGCCUCAGACAUACGAUCAAGAGCAAGAAGCGGCCAAGAAAGACUUCCUUUCCGGAGUCAACAACGCCGCAGGGGAGAUAGACUCGGACUCGGACUCAGACGACGGGUUUAUGAUCAAGAAGAAAAAGUCGACAGAUGCACCGGUCAAGUCCUCCAAUGGCAUUCACCCCUCCCGGUCGACGAAAAUCAAGGUCUCCGGCGCCGAUGUCUCCAGCGCUGAUAAGGACCCCGAGACUUUCCUGUCCAACUUCAUGGCCGCCCGCGCCUGGGUCGAAGAGGAAGGCGGCCGCUGGAAGGCCUUUGAGUCCGACGACGGCGAAGACGACGACCGCGCCGACGAGUUUGAGCAGGCGUACAACCUGCGCUUCGAAGACCCCGCGAAGAGCCGAGAGGUGCUGCGCUCGUACGCGCGCGACGUCACCAACUCGCGCUCCGUGCGGCGCGACGACGCCACCGGCCGCAAGCGCCAGCGCGAGCUGGAGCGGGAGCGCAAAGAAGCCGCCAAGGCGGAGCGCGCCGAGGAAAAGGCGCGCCGGCGCAAGCUCAAGCUCGACGAGGCCGAGAAGAAGCUGCGCAAGAUCAAGCAGGCCGCCGGCGCCGUCGGCAAGGCGCUGUCCGACGAGGAGUGGAUGAGCUUCCUCGACGGCGCGUGGGAGAAUGAUAACUGGGAGGCGGAGAUGCAGAAGCGCUUCGGCGACGACUACUACGCCAUCCGGGACGAUGCGGCCGCCAGCUCGGACGACGAAGCAGCUCGGACGUCGUUCAAGAAGAGCAAGCCCAAGAAGCCCACGUGGGACGACGACAUUGACAUUGAGGACAUUGUCCCCGAAUUUGAGAGCGAAGUGGCCAAGGGCAAACUGGCCCUCAGCGACGCGGAAGAGGAGGCCGCGGAAGGAGACGAAGAGGACGACGAGGCCGCUCCCGCGAAAAAGAAGCGUAAGACGGCCGACAUCAAAAAAGAGCGCAUCGAAACCCAGAGAAAAUCAAAAAAGGAGCGCGCCAAGCUCGAGGCCCUCGUCGAGACCCAAGUCGAGCUCACCUCGCACGACCUCCUCCGCUCCUCCACCUCCACCUUCCGGUACCGCGAGACGUCGCCCCAGUCCUUUGGCAUGACGGCGCGCGACAUCCUCCUCGCGCCGUCGGACCAGGUCCUCAACGACUACGCCGGCCUCAAGAAGCUCGCCUCCUUCCGCGACCCCGAAAAGAAGCGCCGCGACCGCAAACGUCUCGGGAAAAAGGCGCGUCUCCGCCAGUGGCGCGCCGACACCUUUGGCCGCGACUACGCCACCACGGGCCCGACGUUUGGCUUUGAGCGCUACGCCGAGGCCCACGAGGACGAGGAGCAGCAGCAGCAGCAGCAGCCGUGGAGGAAGCAGAACACAGGGGACGAGGCAGGCGGUGAGCAGCAAGCGUUGCCGGGAAAGAAGAAGAGGAAGCGGUCCAAGAACAAAAAGACGGCCGAGGCGGAAGCAUAA